GGAUAGUUUCCGAUGGCGAUGAAUUAUAAUGCCAAGGAGGAAGAUGGACAUAAUCACACGUCGGGUGUUGGUCCUAAUUUAGGGAAGAGCAAAAAGCCUGAUAAUACGGCCUUCAAACAGCAGCGCCUCCCUGCCUGGCAGCCCAUUCUCACAGCCGGUACCGUUCUACCAGCGUUCUUUAUUAUCGGGAUCGUGUUUAUUCCCAUCGGGAUCGGCAUUUUUGUCACUUCCAAUAACAUCCGGGAAUUCGAGAUUGACUACACUGGAAUAGAUCCCAGCAGUCCUUGCUACAAGUGCUUAAAUGUCACCUUGAAUGACCCACCAUGUACUUGCACUAUUAAUUUUACUUUAGAUUAUGCAUUUGAGAGCAAUGUUUUUAUGUAUUAUGGACUAUCAAACUUCUAUCAGAAUCAUCGUCGAUAUGUCAAAUCCAGAGAUGAUAGUCAACUAAAUGGAGACAAAAAUUCUCUUACAAACCCAAGUAAGGAGUGUGAGCCAUACCGAACCAAUGGAAGUAAGCCUAUUGCUCCAUGUGGUGCCAUUGCCAACAGUAUGUUUAAUGACACACUAGUUCUGUAUCAAAUUGUGAAUGGUGCAGAAAAACAGAUUCCACUGGUCAAAAAAGGUAUUGCUUGGUGGACAGAUAAAAAUGUGAAGUUCAAAAAUCCCACUGGAAAUGCAAGUAACCUAGAAGCUGUUUUUGCAGGUACAACAAAGCCAAUUAACUGGAAAAAAACAGUUUAUGAGCUAGAUCCAAGUGAGCCCGAUAACAAUGGAUUCAUCAAUGAAGAUUUUAUUGUAUGGAUGCGUACUGCUGCUUUGCCUACAUUCAGAAAGCUUUAUCGUUUGAUAGAGAAGACUGAUGCUACAUAUCCAACUCUGGCACCUGGCAAUUACUCUCUUGUUGUUGAAUACAAUUACCCUGUUCGCAGCUUUGAUGGAAGGAAGAGGAUGAUUCUCAGCACCAUCUCCUGGAUGGGAGGAAAAAAUCCAUUCUUGGGAAUUGCUUACAUUACCGUGGGAUCAAUAUGCUUUUUCCUUGGUGUUGUACUGUUUGUUAUACAUCAUAAAUAUGGAAACCGUAACAAUAGCGCUGAUAUUCCCAACUAAUUGUUGAUACAGUACUACUUGCAUGUGCAUCUGGGCAAAUUCCACACUGCACAAAAACAUGUAUGCUAUAUUCCAGCUAUAGUAUUUUUAAUGAGUGGGCACAAAUUUUAAGGCCUUUUUAUUUGUUGUAAUCUGGGAGAAAACUAGUAAAGUAUUGCUGAAAUAUGAAAUAUUGAAACUAAACUU
Molecule: messenger RNA, 1296 nt
Organism: Xenopus tropicalis (tropical clawed frog)
Lineage: Eukaryota; Metazoa; Chordata; Amphibia; Anura; Pipidae
Gene: tmem30a
Product: transmembrane protein 30A
Cellular component (GO): transport vesicle membrane; apical plasma membrane; membrane
Source: RefSeq, marked provisional